AUGUCUGAAUCGGAAAAACAAAAUAAGCAAGCUGAUAAUAAUACUUCCCAGUCUUCAGAGCUUGAGGAAUCAUCGGCAAAAACUGAACCUGAAGACAAAUGGAUGAUAAGAGAAUGUGACAUAUACAAGGAUGAGUACAAAGAGUGCACAAGCUUCCGAGGAAGAUUCCAGCAAUAUUUUGUGUAUGGUGAGACACUAGACUGUAAUCAAUGGAAAAAAGAUUAUGACAACUGUUGCAAAUGGGAAGAAAACAAUGAUUUGAAAGCAGCGGAAGCUUUAAUUCAGAGUGAAAAAAAACGCCGCCUAGAAAGGUUAAAGGCCCACUAUAGAAAUGACACCUGGAAGAAACGUGAGUCACCGCCAAUUGACUGGGACAAGCCAUUACCAGAAUGGAUGGCUAAAAGAGAUGAAAACACAUACCUUGCUCUAAAAGCUAAAGAAAUCAAGGAGGGAAAAUCGGAAAAUGAGAAGGAUGGACUUUGUGCAAUUAUGUGA
Molecule: messenger RNA, 495 nt
Organism: Parnassius mnemosyne (clouded apollo)
Lineage: Eukaryota; Metazoa; Arthropoda; Insecta; Lepidoptera; Papilionidae
Source: the annotation of a GenBank genome assembly